AAGUUAAAUUUCUGACCGUGCAUCGCACGGGUACGAAUCUAGUUAUAUUAAGACAGAGAUGGAUUGGGAUGGUGGAUGAGAUUAGGGAAGAAUGUCUCUGCUAAUAUACUUGAGAGCUUAUCAGGAAAGCAAAUUUAUAUGGCUUUGGUGUUGGUCUUGGGAAUCAUCAGCUUUCCCAUCUUCAUCCUGCAAACUCCAUGUAUGGAUAUGGAGGAUUGGUUUAGAGAAUCACAAUAAGCAAUUAAAGAAUCUGCGUGAAAGGAAGCCACGCGACCCCGACUCAAUGGCCUCUCUCUUGCUUGAUGGCCACCAAGGCCCCUCGGGGUGGUGUGCCAAUCAUUACCAUUUCUCCGCUGACAACCAUGUUCACCACCUUCUCCUCCAACUUAACAGUGCUCAAUGCCUACAGUUUUCUCUAUGGGAGAGCCUAUUUGGCGUAAUCUGGGGUUGGUGAAACGAUUCAAGAAAGAGCAGAUAUAUUUGAUAAUGCUGCACUAAAUGCUGCUCUCAAUGCGGUUUCUUUUUCAGAUUGGUGUAUUUAGUGCAGUGCCAAUGAUUUUGGGUUUCUUCUUGGAACAAGGAUUCCUGAGAGUAUGUUAUUCAUCUCUUGAUUUUCAGCUGUUAUCAUUUCUUCAAAAUGCCGCUAUUUUUUCAAAAAGUUUCUGUUUUGUAUAAUUGUUAUUCAUUUCUUUGGAAAUAAAUGCCAGAUCAGUGCCUGCCAAUUUUGCGUUUGCCACAAAAAACAUCAACAUUAAACCCAGCCUAAUCCCAACUCCGUUGGGGGGUGUGGGGAGUCAAGAUGUACGUAACCUUACCCUUUAAGAAAGCAGAGGCUGUAUC
Cuscuta campestris is the source of this 840-nucleotide messenger RNA. Lineage: Eukaryota; Viridiplantae; Streptophyta; Magnoliopsida; Solanales; Convolvulaceae. The record is from the annotation of a GenBank genome assembly.